CUUAUCAGGAGUGUUCUCCUUUUGGCCCCGCUGCCACUGUGCUGGCUGCUCAUCUUCUUCUUCCUACUCCUCCUCCUGCUAUUCCUCCUCUUCCUCCUCAGUGUGUUUCUGCAGGGAAAUACAAGUCUAGCUCGAGUGAGAUUCUCGACUGGCUGCAUAAAGACGCGCCCCGGUUGCGCACUUCUUAAGAAAGUAUACGUGUUCGAGUCUCGAGUCUGAGCAUCCAGAAGGGUUUCAUGGGAAGGAUUAAACUCAGUUUCAACAAACAAUCGUCCAGAGAUGGGUCUUAACAGGAUUUUUCGUGCUGUCAUUAUGGGACCUCCGGGGUCGGGGAAAGGAACAGUAUCUGGGCGCAUUACUAAAACUUUUGGACUGAAACACAUUUCUAGUGGGGACAUUUUGAGAGCCAACAUCAACGCCAAAACCGAGCUCGGUCUUUUGAUGAAGUCCUGUAUUGAUCAGGGUCAGCUGGUACCUGAUGACAUCAUGUGUCGUCUCAUCCUGAGUGACCUGAGAGCAAUGAGCCAGAGCAGCUGGCUGCUUGAUGGUUUCCCUCGUACGGCAUUCCAGGCCGAGGCUCUGGAUGACGCCUUUGGCGUGGACACAGUCAUCAACCUCAAUGUACCUUUCCACACGAUCAAAGAGAGGCUCACCUCACGCUGGACUCACCUUCCCAGCGGCAGAGUCUACAACAUAGAUUUCAACCCGCCUAAAGUUCUUGGUUUGGAUGAUGUGACAGGGGAGCCUCUUGUCCAGAGGGGCGAUGACACACCAGAGACAGUGACACGGAGACUGAAGGCCUAUGAAACCCAGACAGAGCCUGUCUUAGAGUAUUACAGGAGUAAAGGUGUACUACAGAUCUUCUCUGGGACUGAAACCAACAAGAUUUGGCCGCACGUCGAGGCUUUCCUUAACAGAAAACUCUACUCGGUUAAACAAAAAGUUGCAUAGAAAGCCUGAACAGAGCAAGAAGGGUUAUUUUACCGGCCUAAACCACUCCGUACGCACCAUCCAAUCAUGUGCCUCUUUCUGUGAACCAAGAGGAAAGCCAUCUCUGCAAUAAUAUACUAAGAAUGUUAAAAAUGAGGGGCAAGUUCAUACAGUUUAUGUCAGGAGCGAUAAUAAGACUGCAGAUAAGUUGGGAAACUCUCAGGAUGUUUGCUUAAAAUCCUAAGCAUUAAUCCUUAGAUUUUCCACAGAUUGUCUUUUUAUUUAAUGAUGUGCCUUUAUGAAACCAGGAGACGUUGCUGUAUCUAAUAUCAAGGUAACGUUUACAAGAAAUUGUAAAUUUCAAAAAAUUACAAAAGUAACAAAAACAACACUGAAAACAAUGAACAAACACAAGAAACGAUUUUGUGCUAAAUGAAAGAUUUUUCUGUUUUCUCUAUUAGAAAAAAAUACUAUAGGGAAUUGUGCCAUGUUAUACAAAUGACUGUAUAUUAACUUUUGCACUCAAGUGCCUUUUGCUGCUUUUGGAAUGUAACAGGUAGCUCAGUGAAUGUAGUUUGUAAAUAUCUUUUAUGAAUAUGGACCACAUAUUGAAUGAUGUAUGAACCACACUUGUUAUAUUGAAUAUGUUUAACUAAACAUUGUGUAACAGCUUC
Messenger RNA from Etheostoma cragini (Arkansas darter), 1604 nucleotides. It is a transcript of the gene ak3, whose product is annotated as adenylate kinase 3. Gene Ontology annotation, cellular component: mitochondrion; cytoplasm. The transcript is spliced from 5 exons. Gene Ontology annotation, biological process: nucleobase-containing compound metabolic process. Bases 280 to 951 code for a protein of 223 amino acids. The record is from RefSeq and is a predicted model, not a curated record. Lineage: Eukaryota; Metazoa; Chordata; Actinopteri; Perciformes; Percidae. Gene Ontology annotation, molecular function: ATP binding; AMP kinase activity.